This is a messenger RNA of Branchiostoma floridae (Florida lancelet), 2374 nucleotides long. Its product is annotated as cytochrome P450 3A8-like. The record is from RefSeq and is a predicted model, not a curated record. Gene Ontology annotation, molecular function: heme binding; steroid hydroxylase activity; iron ion binding. Lineage: Eukaryota; Metazoa; Chordata; Leptocardii; Amphioxiformes; Branchiostomatidae. The coding region runs from base 261 to 1811 and encodes 516 amino acids. The transcript has 14 exons.
UUAGUGUAAACACUACCGGGGCAUUCUUGAGUCAACACGAACGGCUAUUGCAAAGACAGAACAGCAGGAGUUACGGCGAUUCUACAGACUAGCAGGGAAGCUGACUGCGUUGAGUCUGAGUAGCGUUACGUCAACACGAAGGGCCAAAGACGUAACAACAGGAGUCACGGCGAUUCUACAGAAAGGGAAACUGACUGCGUUGUGUUAUCUCAGUCUGAGUGAGUCUCCCCGUGAAGAGUGACAACCUCUGGAUCACCACCAUGGCGCUGGAGUUCCUCCCUGUCCCCUUGUCGUGGGUCCUUCUGGCACUUCUGGCAGUUCUCUUUUACCUGUAUGCAGUGCGUCCCUUAUGGGUCUUCAAGAAGAUGGGUGUUCCAGGACCCACCCCUCUGCCCCUUUUAGGGAACAUGCUGACAAUUAUGAAUGAUGGUAUCUGGAAUCCAGAAGCAUCGAGACAGCGUGUGCAACUGUACGGUAAAGUGUAUGGGAUUUUCUUUGGACGGUCUGCAAUACUCACGAUAUCCGACCCAGAGAUGCUCAGGGACAUCUUCGUGAAAAAGUUUCAUGCCCUCAGCAACACCCAGACUGAUGCAGUGACGCUGGAGACAAAACCCAGUGGCCGCAUGCUGAUCAACCUGAGGGGCGAGGAUUGGAAGGAUGUACGAAGCACAUUGAGUCCAGCCUUCAGUGGGGGCAAACUGAAGAUGAUGAUGCCAGCAAUAAACACCUGUGCUGACCAGCUUGUGCAGAAUAUUGCAAAGUUUGCAGAAACAGGGGAGUCCUUUGACACCAAAGAGCUGACAGGUGCAUUUACUAUGGACGUCAUCGCCAGGACUGCCUUUGGUACCGAGAUUGAUUCCCAGCGCAACCCACAGGACCCUUUUGUUCUGAUGGGCAGGAAGGCAUUUGACAUUAAGAUGUCAAGUCCAAGCUUUUUGUUGCUCUUCAUGUUCCCCUCCAUCAUGAAGCCAAUCCUGGAAUGGCUGAACAUUGACCUCUUCCCAAGAGAUGCCACCAGCUUCUUCUAUGGCAUCUUUGACCAGCUCAUUGGGCUUAGGCAGAAGAGUGAUGAGAAGGGACGGGUUGACUUCCUGCAGCUGAUGAUGGAUGCUCACAAAGAUGCAGACGAGGAAGAAGAGGAUGGUGUCAAGUUACAUGGGCAGAAACAUGCUCUGACCAGAGAUGACAUCGUUGCCAAUGGCUUUCUCUUCUUUGUUGCGGGCUACGAGACAACUGCAACUUCGAUGGCCUUUGCGUUGUACAACUUUGCACUCAAUCAGGAAGAGCAGGACAAGGCUAGGGAGGAGGUCAACAAGAUCAUGGAGAACAGAGACCUGAUUGACUAUGAGGCAGUGCAUGAGAUGUCAUACCUGGAGAUGUGCUGUAUGGAGACCCUGCGCUUGUAUCCUCCCAUACCAAAUACUGGCCGAGUGGCAUCUGAAGAGGUCAAAGUUCAGUGGCUGACCAUCCCCAAGGACAUGAUGGUCAUUGUACCCGUCAUCGCCAUCCACUACGAUCCUGAACGCUGGCCAGAACCGAAAAAGUUCAUCCCUGAAAGGUUCACCAAAGAAGCUCGUGAGAAGCGGGAUCCGUACAACUGGCUGCCGUUCGGCGCGGGACCGAGGAACUGCAUCGGGAUGAGGCUGGCCAUGAUGGAACUGAAGGUUGGACUGGCCAAGAUCCUGAUGAAGUACCGCUUCAUGACGGCUCCUGAUACUGAUAUCCCCCUGAAGAUGAAGAAGGGUAAUCAGUUUCCACUUCCCGAGAACGGCAUUCGUCUGAAAGUUGAGCUGAUCAACAAAGACAAUUGACUCCUUCAAGUCCUUUAAAGUCAAUCACAAGUGUCUUAGAUACUAGGCCGUAUUCUGAUUUUGUUAUAUCGUUUAUAUAUCACCAGUAGGAUUGAAAUAUACAAUAUUCAAUGGGGGCACAUGAUAGUUAUGAUGCAUGAUUUUGUGUGAUACAUGUAGCUGUUAUACUUAUACCAAUGAGCUUUGUUUUUUGUAUGCUUAGAAUAACAUUGGACUGAACAGGACUUCAUAUGUGUAUUUUCGUAUGUGGGGCUAUGUCCUUGGUACUGAAUGUGUUGUUAUGAAGAUACAGACUUGUUUUGUAUGUUCAGCUUGCAUAUCUUCAAAAGACCUUGAGGGAAGAAUGCAUUGAUGAUGACUACAUAGGGACCAAUAAUUCUAUGUAGAUCUUAGCCUGACCGAUCAAAUUCAAUGUAGAGCGUAAUUGAUGCAGUAUUUGCAAAGGUAACUGGAACCUAGAUUCAGUAUAAAGUAUUCAGAACUAGAGUUCGGCGACCUCAUACCUCCAUGAAAUAUUUAGAGCUUUUGUAAAGUUUAUGCAAAUGACUUGCAGAUUUACAUGA